Messenger RNA from Aspergillus versicolor CBS 583.65, 318 nucleotides. RefSeq lists its product as uncharacterized. Lineage: Eukaryota; Fungi; Ascomycota; Eurotiomycetes; Eurotiales; Aspergillaceae. Bases 98 to 253 code for a protein of 51 amino acids. The transcript has 2 exons. The record is from RefSeq and is a predicted model, not a curated record.
GCCAAGGGUUAGGCUUUUUCGAGAACGAGGGGCAGGAUUGUCGCUCGGAAAAGAGCAGGAUCUCAUCUGUGACUCUGGAUUGUAAGGUGGUGUCCGGAUGCGCGUCUCAUUAGCCAGGAGUUCCAAUUGGGGUUUCACCAUCAGCAGCAGCCCUACGAGGGACCGCGUCAACCCAGGAAAAAAAUGCCAAGAUGGAGAAAGACAAGUUGUUUCCGGUCGUCGAAUGAACGAAGAGCACGAGCUGUUUCGUUGACCAGGGGGCGUGAGGAGCUGCCUAGAGUGGAGAGAUUGGCCAUGACGCGGGGCGGCAAGACGUCA